This is a messenger RNA of Nymphaea colorata (pocket water lily), 918 nucleotides long. Its product is annotated as non-specific lipid transfer protein GPI-anchored 7-like. Lineage: Eukaryota; Viridiplantae; Streptophyta; Magnoliopsida; Nymphaeales; Nymphaeaceae. The transcript is spliced from 3 exons. The record is from RefSeq and is a predicted model, not a curated record. The coding region runs from base 144 to 671 and encodes 175 amino acids.
UUGAAUUCGAGGCUGAUAAAUUCUGGAAGAAGUGGGCUGCUAGACGGAGGCUUCUUGUUUCCUGCGGAGCUGAGUGCAGAGCGAGAGAAGGAGAGAAGCGGAGAUCUGUUAUAAGGAAGAGAGGGCCUGAAGGGUAGGAGGAGAUGGGUUCGGUGUGGAGAUCGAUGGUGGUUCUGACGGUGGUGGCGAUGGCGACAGCCAUUGGAACGGUCGGCGCUGACGAUCAACAGCUGACGGACUGCAUUGGGCAGCUGGCUCCCAGCCUGCAAGGCUGCCUUGAGGCCGUUGGGGACCCGACGAAGAAGCCUUCGAGCGACUGCUGCAAGGGCGUCAACAACGUAGUGAAGAACCAGUUGAAGUGCCUCUGCACCCUCUACAACAAUCCUUCCGCCGUCUCGUCCUACGGCCUCAACAUGACUCGGGUUCUCGAGAUCCCUACCCUCUGCAAAGUCCCCGCUGACGUCUCCCUCUGCAAAACCGGCAACUCAUCUACCCCCUCCAGCCACACCCCAGCAAAGUCUGCCCCUUCUCCAGCAUCAGCCAGCGUGCCUGCCCCAACUUCAGGUUCAGACAAGCAGACCAAUGGCGCUUUGAGGUUGACAUGGUCAUUGAAGCCACUGUGGGCACUUGGUUUGCUGUGGGCAUCGCUGUUGUUGAAGCCUUGGGCCUGAUGCCAUCAUCUUUUACAUACUGAAAUAAUCACUCUUCUGGAUGGGGUGGCAUUUAUAUUUCACACUUGUGGUGACUCCUUGUUCGUUUCAUUCUUGUAGGCUUUCACUUUUGCUGUGCGCUUAUUUCUUCUUUGCUUGUGUUGGUGACUACUUUCAUCUUGGACUCUAAUUUGGCUUUUGGUGUUACCUUUGUCGGUCCAUGGCACUUGUAUAAUUUAUAUCUUGAGAAUUGAUCAUGGGUUCUGAA